UCUACAGAGACUAACAAAAACCUUCAUUUCAUUUCAUUUCAUUUUUCUACAGAACUAUUUUAUAAAUCCCCCUCUCCAGUCUCUUUCAUGUCGGUUCUUCUUCUAAUAACUUUGAACAUCAACAAAACACUCUUCUGACUGAAAGUCAGAUUUCUUCUCACAUUUUUCAGACAUCUUCAAUCAAAAAAUCUCAUUACUUUUUCUCUCUUUUCUUAGACAAUUCAGUCAGUGUAAAUUUCAUACCUCUAUACAAAACCCCCCUUUUUUGGGUUUCAACUCAACUGCAUAGAAACUUCGUAUCUUUUUUUCUUUUGUUUAAUAGAGAAUGUUUAAUAAUUGAGGAAAUUCUGGUUUUUCAGUUGAAGAGGUUGUGAGUCAAAUUUUAGGGUUCAUGUACUUUUUUGAUGUAGAGGAAAGUUGGGAGAAUUUGAUUGGUUUAGUGUAAAGAUUUGAUCUUUUUUUGGUUGGGGGUAGGAGGAAUCUGGUAUUACUCCAAUAAAGUUGGUUUCUUUUAAAGAAUUUUUGGCUGGGGAUCUGUUAUUACUACUGCUACUGCAAUGAAGGUUCAUAACAAUGGAAUCUCAGCUAAUUCUGGAGAAGGUGAAAGAAAGCUGAUCAAUUCGGAGUUAUGGCACGCUUGUGCUGGACCACUGGUGUCGUUGCCUCCGGUGGGGAGUCUUGUGGUUUAUUUUCCACAAGGUCAUAGUGAACAGGUUGCAGCUUCAAUGCAGAAGGAUACAGAUAGCAUCCCCGGAUAUCCCAGCCUGCCUUCGAAGUUGAUCUGUGUACUUCAUAAUGUCACUUUACACGCUGAUGCUGAAACGGAUGAGGUUUAUGCACAGAUGACUCUCCAACCUGUAAAUAAAUAUGAUAAAGAAGCAUUAUUGGCAUCUGAUAUGGGCCUCAAGCAAAGUAAGCAGCCAUCUGAGUUCUUUUGCAAAACCCUUACAGCUAGUGACACGAGUACUCACGGUGGAUUUUCUGUACCUCGCAGAGCGGCUGAAAAAAUCUUUCCUCCCCUAGAUUUCUCGAUGCAACCCCCAGCUCAAGAGUUAGUAGCCAGAGACUUGCACGAUGUGGCAUGGACAUUCAGGCAUAUCUAUCGCGGCCAACCAAAAAGACACUUGCUGACGACGGGUUGGAGUGUGUUUGUUAGCACAAAACGACUUUUCGCUGGCGAUUCAGUCCUUUUCAUAAGAGAUGAGAAAUCUCAGCUUCUUUUGGGUAUAAGACGUGCUAAUAGACAACAACCAGCACUCUCGUCAUCUGUAAUAUCAAGUGAUAGCAUGCAUAUAGGAAUUCUCGCUGCAGCUGCUCAUGCGGCUGCAAGCAAUAGUCCGUUUACUAUCUUUUACAACCCAAGGGCUAGUCCUUCAGAAUUUGUAGUUCCACUAGCCAAGUAUAAUAAAGCAAUGUACACCCAAGUUUCACUCGGAAUGAGAUUUAGAAUGAUGUUUGAGACGGAGGAGUCAGGGGUACGCAGAUACAUGGGCACGAUAACUGGUAUAAGUGAUUUGGAUCCAGUGAGAUGGAAGAGUUCGCAGUGGCGAAAUCUUCAGGUUGGGUGGGAUGAAUCUGCUGCUGGGGAGCGGCCAAGUCGAGUUUCCAUUUGGGAUAUUGAACCUGUUGCAACUCCUUUCUACAUAUGCCCACCCCCAUUUUUCAGACCAAAAUUUUCUAAUCAUCCAGAUCAUGAGUCCGACGUAGAGAAUGCUUUCAAGAGCGCAAUGCCAUGGCUUGGAGAUGAUCUAGGAGGUAUUAAAGAUCCUCAAAAUCCCAUGUUUCCUGGAUUGAGUCUAGUCCAGUGGAUGAGCAUGCAGCAGCAAAAUCCUCAGUUAUCAGCUUCUCAGUUCCCUUCGAUGAUUUCCUCUUCCCUGCACAAUAAUAACCUUACCACCGAUGAUCCAUCCAAGAUUUUGAAUUUCCAAUCUCACGUCUCAGGUGGACCCAGUGUCCACUACAAUCUUCCAAAGACGGACCAACAAACUGAACUCCUUCAGCAAUCAAGUCUCUUGUGGGCACAACAGCAGCAACAAAGGCAUCAGCAGCUCCAAAAUCUAGGUAUCAAUGCACAGCAGCAACAACAACUUCACCCACAACAACAACAGUUACUUCAGCAACAACAAAAACAACUACAGCAACAGCAGCAGCAACAACAACAACAACACCAACAGCAGCAGCAACAACAACAACAUCAGCAACAGCAACAGCACCACCAGCAGCAGCAACAACAGCAACAACAACAGUCACAAAUACAACAGAAGCAGCUACAGCAGCAGCAACAACUACAGAAUGAACAUCACCAACAACAGCUACUGAGGUCUGCUAGUAUUAGCAGUGGGUUGAGUACCCCAACUCAAAUUAUUGACCAAAAUUUGCAGAAACCUUUAAAUUAUUCUCAACUUCAGCAGCAACUACCAACAUCCAACCCACAAUCCCAACAAAACUUCCACAACGUCAACCAAAAUCCCCUUCUACUGCCAUCUUUACCACAAGAUGUACAGUUCCAGCGCCAAUUGGAACAGCAACAAAGUCUCUUGCAGAGGCAACAGCAGCAUAAUGCUCAUCUGCAGCCAUUGCCGAUGUCUCAACAUGAACUGCAGCUACAAUUGUUGCAGAAGUUGCAGCAACAACAACAGUUUCUCUCACAGGUUAGCCCACGUGUUCAGCCUCAGGUCUCACAGCAACAACAAAUCCAUCAACAAAGUCAGCAACUUCAGCAACAGCUUCCUUCUCAGCAGCCACAACUUGGGUCUGUUGCUAACUUCUCUCAACCUUUACAGAACCAACAACAACAUUUUCCCACAAACCAUCUACUGGGACAGCAAAAGCCAACUGCCCAAAUUAGAGCCCAUUCUGGUCUCACCGAUGGGGAUGCACCAUCAUGUUCAACCUCGCCGUCUACUAAUAACUGCCAAGUUUCUGGAUCAAGCUUCUUGAAUAGAAGCCAUCCUGGCUCAGGUACCUUACUGGAGGAUAUGGUAGCUCAACCUGCAAAUAGUUCGGUUCAAGAGCUUCAAAGCAAGUCUGAUGUUAGGAUCAAACAUGAACUUCCCAGUAUGAAAGAGCCAGAACAUUUAGGUUACAGAGGUGCCACUACAGACCCAGUGGAAGCAUCCUCAACUGCAACUUCAUAUUGUUUAGAUGGUGGUAGCCUUCCGACCAAUUUUUCUAUGCCUAACUAUUGUUUAGAUGGAGAUGUUCAAGUAGAUACUCCAAAUAAUCUUCUCUUUGGAGUGAACAUUGAUGGUUUGACCCCAGAAGCUUUAAUAUCGAGAAGGUUUGGUUCAGGGAAAGAUCUUCAUAAUUUGAUUUCUAGUUAUGGUGGUACAACACAGAGAGACAUCGAGACAGAGAUAUCAACUGCAGCAAUCAGUUCUCAGUCUUUUGGGGUAACUGAUAUGUCGUUCAAGCCUGUGUGUUCAGGUGAUGGUCCUGUUAACGACAAUGGGGUCUUAAAUAGGGGGUUGUGGGCUAAUCAAACACCUCAGCAGCGUAUGCGGACAUUCACAAAGGUUCAAAAGCGAGGAUCUGUUGGAAGGUCUAUAGACAUUACCAGAUAUAAGGAGUAUGAGGAACUUAGGUAUGACUUAGCUAGAAUGUUUGGAAUAGAAGGGCAGCUAGAAGAGUCACAACGGUCAGAGUGGAAACUCGUGUAUGUGGAUCACGAAAAUGACAUUUUACUUGUUGGUGACGACCCUUGGGAGGAGUUUGUGAGUUGUGUUCAGAGUAUCAAAAUACUAUCAUCUGCUGAAGUUCAACAGCUGAGUUUGGAUGGAGAUCUUGGAAGUGUGCCAGCUCCCACCCAAACCUGCAGUGGGUCUGGCAGUGGAAACGCAUGGAAGGGUCAGUACGAUGAACACUCAGCCGCUGCCUCCUUCGAAAGGUGAGAGUUAAUGAGUUCAGCAAGGGUUCAUUUUGCUGGAUUCGGAGUUGUGCAUCUGUUGACGUUUGUUGGGAUAUGACAGUUGUUGCCAAAAAAGUGGUUUCCAGAGAGGAUUUCCAUUUUGAAUAUACCUAUCAACCCUAAUGAACAACAGCACUUCGAAAUGGUAAUUAGAGUUUAAUGAGGUGUCAGGUAUCUGUAAAUUGCUGUAUUAGUGAUCUAAUUAUAGGUGAAAAAACUCGCAAAUUAAGUCGAGGUUUCCUUUUUUCAUUUUUAUUUUGUCAGUCUUUCGGUCAUAAUCUUAGAAGAUGUUUAGGAGAGUUCACUUCGUUUAAAGAAGAACGAGAGGAAAGAUACAGAGAUAUGCUUCCCAUACUAUGCUGUAAUCUAAUGUAUAUUGGGAUGUAUAAUACAAAAUUGUUGUACUCAUAACACCCUGAAAAAUUUGAAAUUAUAUGUGAUAAUGAUAUAUUUUUCUCGGCAAA
Molecule: messenger RNA, 4371 nt
Organism: Papaver somniferum (opium poppy)
Lineage: Eukaryota; Viridiplantae; Streptophyta; Magnoliopsida; Ranunculales; Papaveraceae
Product: auxin response factor 16-like
Exons: 13
Coding region: 558-3890 (1110 amino acids)
Biological process (GO): regulation of DNA-templated transcription; response to hormone
Cellular component (GO): nucleus
Molecular function (GO): DNA binding; protein binding
Source: RefSeq, a predicted model, not a curated record